Adineta steineri is the source of this 1002-nucleotide messenger RNA. Lineage: Eukaryota; Metazoa; Rotifera; Eurotatoria; Adinetida; Adinetidae. The record is from the annotation of a GenBank genome assembly.
AUGUUUAUGGAACGUAUUCUUCUUGCUACUGACUAUCCAAAUUUAACUAAACUUACAAUUUUUCAUUUCCAAGAAGAAAUCGCUUCAAACUAUUUUACAAAUGAAUCAUCACUUCGAUUUAUUUUCCAAGAACAAAUUACAAAUCUUAUUCUUAUUAAUAAUGAUAAACACAAAGAUAAAUUAUUGAAUCUGAAACGUUUCUCAUUAAAAUCGUCUUAUCCAUUUCAACAAUAUGAUAAAGUUGUAUUACUUCUUCGUCGUCGAAAUAGAGUUAUUGGUGGUACUUAUGUUCAACAUGAUAUUUUGGAUUAUAUGCCACAACUUCGUUCAUUCACUUUCUAUAUUUGUACUUAUGUCGGUCCGAUUUCUUUACCCUACAAAUUACCAAGUGAAGAUAUUCACCUAACAUUAGCAAAUAUUGAACAACAUGUCGGUAGUAUGGUCAAUUAUGUUACUAAUAGUGUCAAUUUUGUUUAUGGUGUGAGAGCUGCAUGCUCCGUUUUCUCACUUCCUUUUGGAUUUGAUUAUCUCCGAGAUAUUGGCAAUAACUUUCUAAAUAUUGUAUUUAGUUAUGUUACCUAUUUAGUUAUACAAGAUAUUAUUCCAUUCGAACAUGAAUUCUUCAUGCGAAUUGCCCGAUCGUUUCCGUUACUGAAGCAUUUAUUUAUUCGAAAUAAAGAAUCACAAAAAUUGGAUGGUCUUAUGACUUGUUCAUCUGACAAUUGUCAAUUACACUCAAUUAUUGAAUAUCCUCAUCUGACUGUACUUGGUGUCGUAUCUGCACAUAGAGAUUAUAUUGAUCAAUUUCUAAAUGAAACAAAGACAUUCGUACCUUGUCUGACUGAAUUUGAAGUCUAUGUUGAUGAUUUAAAAACUGUAACAAAAGACUUUACUAGGGAAGAAACACGACGCAAUUGUGCUAAGGUGACAAAAAUAACUUCGAUAGAACCAGUGGUACAUUCGGAAGAUUUAUGUCGUUAUUUUCCUUCGUUGUAUAAGUAA